AUGGUCGCCGCAAAGAAGCACGUUCCUAUCGUGAAGAAGCGCACGAAGCUCUUCAACCGCCACCAGAGCGACCGCUUUAUGCGCGUUGAUCGAUCAUGGCGCAAGCCCAAGGGUAUCGACAACCGCGUCCGCCGUCGCUUCAGGGGUAACACUGCCAUGCCCUCGAUCGGCUUCGGCUCCAACAAGAAGACCAAGUACAUGAUGCCCUCCGGCCACAAGGCCUUCCUCGUCAGCAACGUCAACGACGUCAACCUUCUGCUGAUGCACAACCGCACCUACGCUGCCGAGUGCGUACCACCCCACAUCCGCCUAUCAGCUCCGACCGAAAAGCCGAGCGAAGGGAUCGCCCACAACGUCUCCUCGAGAAAGCGCAUCGACAUCAUCGGCCGCGCCAAGCAGCUCGGCGUCAAGGUCACGAACCCCAAGGCCAAGGUCACCACCGAGGUCUAA
Colletotrichum fioriniae is the source of this 450-nucleotide messenger RNA. The record is from RefSeq and is a predicted model, not a curated record. Lineage: Eukaryota; Fungi; Ascomycota; Sordariomycetes; Glomerellales; Glomerellaceae.